AUGGAUAUACAUAGGGAGACGGUAAUAGGGGGUCCUGGGAAGGAGGGGAACUGCUCUUGCUCUGGGUCUGGCUCCUGCACUUGCGGUAGGAGUCUCACAGAUGUCGCCUCGCCAGGUGUAGCACACGAGCGGCCGUCGACUGUCCAGAACGAGAUAGACAAACACCAACAGGAACCGCAACCACAACAACAAAAAGAACGAGAAGGGGACUUAACUGCGGAUGAAAAUGCCAUUGUGCCUAUAGAUGUCGAUGACUCCUCGGUACCUUCCGCUCCACCCGUCUACAUUAAAGGAUGGAGACUUUAUAUGCUAGGCGCUGGUGUAUGGAUCUCACUCUUCUUGUCAACCCUCGAAACGACUAUCGUUAGUACGAGUCUUGUGAGUAUCACGGAUGCGAUUCAUGGGUUUGCGAUGAGGGAUUGGAUUGUUACUGCAUAUUUGAUUACUUACACCGGUUUCCUAGUAAUAUUUGCUAAAUUUAGCGACAUUUUUGGGAAGAAGACCAUGUUUCUAUUGGCUUUGGCCAUCUUUACUUUAUUUUCCAUAUUAUGCGGAGCAGCGGAAGGGAUUGUUGAGCUGAUCAUCUUCCGUGCCUUCCAAGGCAUGGGCGCUUCGGGCAUUUACUCGCUAAUCAUGGUGAUCGCGCCAACGCUGGUCCCUCCUGAAACGUUUGGGAGCGCUAUUGCUGUCAUAUCAUCAGUGUUUCUGCUCGCGAGCGUCCUGGGCCCGAUUUUAGGAGGUGUAAUCAGUGAGCAUGGAGGUGGCACCUGGAGAUGGGUGUUCUUGCUGAAUGCCCCUGGAGGAGGACUAGCCCUCUUGCUACUCACGUUCUUCCUCCCUUCCUCCAUCUCGGCCACCGGAACCACAGAUUUCUGCACCCAUCUUCGUAGUAAAUUCUCCAAAGCCGCCUGGUCCCGUGUCGAUGUUCUUGGCACAGUACUCCUUCUCGCAUUCUCUGUGCUGCUCGUUUUCGCACUGGAAGAGGCCGGGUCGAGAUAUCCAUGGAGUAGCCCUGUGAUUGUGGUGACGAUAAUAUUUGCUACUAUCUCUGGGAUGGCUUUUAUAGUGUGGGAAUGGCUGGUUGAGAAACGUGGCAAGGAGAAGAGAGGAAGGCAAGAGCCGACAUUUCCGUUGAGUUUGUUAAAAGGCAGAGUCAUGGCCGCGAUGAUGGCAACGGCUUUCUUCAUUGGCUUUCCCUUCGUCGCCAUCAUCGUCAACAUUCCGCAACGCGCACAGGCAGUUUACGACGUGUCAUCCUCAGAAGCUGGAUUAGGGCUCUUACCUUUAAUGCUCUCCUCUCCCUUUGCAACCGCCCUUUCAGGCUACCUUACAUCAAGUCGCAAUGUUCCGCCUGUACACAUAAUCCUUGUAGGCGCCAUUUUACAGGUUAUUGGAGUGGGCCUAACGUGCUCUCUUCCAAUAACAGCAACUGGGUUCCCGAAGCAGCUGUAUGGAUUUGAAGUUAUUAUGGGGUUGGGAUUUGGACUUGGAUUGAGCACCCUGCUUGUGCUUGCUAGGCUUGUGGUCGAUGAAAAGAACUUACCUGUGACCAUGGGGGCUAUUACGCAAGUUCGCGUGCUAGGUGGCACAAUUUCUCUAGGAAUCUGUUCAACAAUCCUCAACAACCAUCUCCGUCCCCAGUUAUCCAAGCUUAUUACCCCCGAGCAAGCCCACGCAAUAUCGGAGAAUCUCUCCGCCAUCCAUACCUUGACGCCUAUACAACAAGCGGGUAUCCGGCGCGUAUUUGCAGAAGGAUAUAACCAGCAGAAUAUCUUUCUUGUGGCUCUGACAGGUAUCGGGCUAUUGACGUCGCUCUUGCUGAUAGAGAAGGUGCCGAGAAGGGUUAAGUGA
Venustampulla echinocandica is the source of this 1851-nucleotide messenger RNA. RefSeq lists its product as uncharacterized. Gene Ontology annotation, molecular function: transmembrane transporter activity. Gene Ontology annotation, biological process: transmembrane transport. The transcript is spliced from 6 exons. Lineage: Eukaryota; Fungi; Ascomycota; Leotiomycetes; Helotiales; Pleuroascaceae. The record is from RefSeq and is a predicted model, not a curated record. Bases 1 to 1851 code for a protein of 616 amino acids.